UAUCUUAUUUGGGUUUUGCAUGAACUUUUUUUUUUUUUUUUUGUUAUUAGCGUUUUUUGCUUGUUUUUUCUUGGCUAUAUAUUGUGGUUUUAGCAGCAAUUUAGCUGAUUGUUCCAUUUGCUGGCUUUUCCUUUAUGUUAUAACGCUUUAGGGUAGUUCUAAAGAUUUAAUUUUUCUUGAAAUUUAUAGUUAUGUGUGUAGAAAUUUGUUAUAAUCCUGAAAAGGAUUUGGGUCUUGAUAACAUUUUGCAAUUUUAACAAAGAGUAUCCGUGUGCGGCUCUUUAAUGUGUUACUAUUACUUACUAGAAUUGUUAUGUUGCUUGCAUUUUUGUUCAACUUUAUUUUGUUCUUCAGUUCUGAUACAAUUAAUCAUCUGGAUUUGGAUAUUUUCCUCAACGGUAAAAGAUUCCGUCUUUAGUUGGCAGCACUUUUCAUGACGUAUUAGUACUUUUGAUUGCCCAAGAUUGUUCAUUCUCUUUAGUGCCUCAAAAGCCCUUGAGGAGCCCUUUAAGAGAGCCCUAGAAUCUUGUCUGUAUCUUUCCUCUUCCAUAAACAUGGUAUGUUUGUUAUUUGGUUCAUUAUUUGUAGGUUUUGUUAUUGGAGUGUAUGAUGUUUUCUUGUGAUUAAUUCAAAGAUGUUUUGAAUUGAUUAGGAAUGAAGAUGUAGUUUCUCUAUGCAUUUUCCUAGUCAUGCUUAUGUUUGUUGCUUCAACAAAUGAAUGCUUGCUGUUGAAAUUGAAAAGAAUGGAUUUGUAAUUGCUUUCUGGAGAUAACUUGCUGUAAUGUAAGGUCACAUGUGCCCCUGUGGACUACGAAACGUCUGUGUUUAUGUAGAUAUGGUUUUGGUCCUUGCUGGUUAUCCCACAUGACAGGACAAGAAACAUCGACAUCCUGUCCGAAGCCUCCCCCUCCUUUAUCAACAAACAGUUGUAAUUCAGCCCCUGCUUCACAAGAUAAUACGCCGACAUCAAGUGUCCACCUCUCUCCAACUGUUAACCUUUCUCGAGAAUACUACCUAGCGGUUCAAACCAGUUCUUAUAGUGAGAUCCGAAGAAAAUUCUACAGUGGUCCUCUCGACCAAAGUGUAGGACGUGUGGAUGUCUUUGAGGAGCCUCAGCUGUUGGAACAUAUUCUUCGACCAAGCCGUGAGGGUCUUCAGGAAGCACUCUCACUUAUUAAGCCUAACUCUCUUACUCAUCUUGCCGCAACCUACUUUGAUCAUAGUGAGCACAGCUCCCGUCUAUACCUUCUCCUCUAUCAGAGGAUCCGUAAUACUCGACUCCUCUACACCCCUAUGCAUAACCUUCUCGAUGAACUUCCAGUAGAUAUCCACUCUGACUACUAUUCCCUCUCUCCUUCCCAGUGUGAUUUAGCAUUUAACGCGUUUCUCCAAUUUGACUGCGCUGAGAAUCCCUUCCUAUCCACCGACUCACACAGCUUCACUAAUACGCGUCAGCGCUUGACCCAGCUCAGAGAAGAGCUUGACCAUCAUCUCAAAAAGUCACAAUCGAGACUUCACCUAAUACGUCGCUGCUCAAGAGGAUCUGCGAUUUGCUUGAUAGCUGCCACUGUGGGUGUGGUUAUGUCAGCGGUGGCUAUAGCUACUCAUGCUCUCGUUGCCCUUGUCGCAUGCCCCAUAUGCCAUGCCAUUCUCCCUUCAAAUAUGACUAAGAAAGAAAAUAUCCAUCUAGCUCAGCUUGAUGCUGCUGCCAAGGGUGCUUAUGUCCUUCGGAACGAUCUGGACACCAUUGAUCGCCUGGUAGCCCGUCUGUGUGCAGCAGUUGAAAACGACAAACUUCUUAUUCAUCUUGGGCUAGAGAGAGGAAGAGACAAGUAUAGCAUUCAAGAGAUACUGAAGCAGCUCCACAGAAACCGCCCUAAUUUUGUCCAACAGCUUGUGGAUCUGGAGGAGCAUUUGUUCUUGUGUUUUGCUGCUAUCAAUCGGGCCCGAUUGCUUCUGCUCCAAGAGAUUCAAAUGCACCAAAACCCUGCCUGAUUACGGCCAAAUGAAUUAAAUGCUGUAGUCGCUGUAGAACUUCCAAGAGAUGCACGACUAGAAGAUAACUGGUCGAUUGUUAACCCCGCCCCAGCUCUUUGGCUGGUUUGCCUGAUGAAUCUGCUCCAGGUGCCUUUAUGUUCGGCCUUCAGUCUCAUGAUCUAUAUAUUGCUCUACCUCCUUCAAGCAUGAAGCUGAGUGAUGCUACUCCAGCGACAUUUGCAGGAACAAGACAUACAUGUAACUAAUCUACCCUCACAGAGUUCUACAUUUUUUAGGUUUUUACUCUUUUUCCACAACCUCUAAUGGCAAUUUUUUCGGAAUGAUUAGCUGAGUGAUUGAACAGAAUUAAGUGUAACAAUUGUUAGGCAACUUUCAUUAUCCUUCACCAGAGCCUUUUUACUUUGCUGGAGGAUGACGAUAUGAACGAAACAUUCAAAGUAAUAUUUGAAAUAAAGAUGUGCUUUUUCAAAAGCUAUUGUUGGCA
Messenger RNA from Salvia hispanica, 2482 nucleotides. NCBI's taxonomy places the organism in Eukaryota, Viridiplantae, Streptophyta, Magnoliopsida, Lamiales, Lamiaceae. The record is from RefSeq and is a predicted model, not a curated record.